This is a messenger RNA of Nematocida minor, 927 nucleotides long. RefSeq names its product tRNAThr (cytosine32-N3)-methyltransferase. Bases 1 to 927 code for a protein of 308 amino acids. The transcript has a single exon. NCBI's taxonomy places the organism in Eukaryota, Fungi, Microsporidia. The record is from RefSeq and is a predicted model, not a curated record.
AUGAGAGUCUUAACAGAAACAGAAAACAAAUACAAAUACAACGUGUGGGACAAGGCAGAAAUGCCCGAAGAGUACAUGGCACAGGCAAAGAUGAAAAUAGAAAGAGACAAUGCACAGGAAAAAAAGGAGUACGAAAUAUCCUAUGAGCCGUGGGAUGUGUUCUACAAAAGAUACAGCAGAACAUUCUUCAAAGAGAGGCAGUGGAUAAGCAAAGAGCACCCAGAGCUACUCGUUCAUUCGAAUAAAGUGCUGGAGAUAGGGUGCGGAACAGGGAGCACUCUGAUUCCUCUGAUAAAAGCCAGACUAGACAGAAUGAACGACUAUUUGCAGAAUAGCUCUAGUGCGAAUAAUAAUGAAGUAAAAAAUGGUGAUGGAGAUGAAAGUGCGGAAAUCAUAGAUAUCUCAGACAGCGACCUGCUAAAGUGCAAUAACGUAUACGGGAUGGACUACUCUCAGACAGCAGUUGGGCUACUGCAGUCUUGCAUUCCCAGACUUGCCUCUCACUUUGCGCCCGGGGAUGUUACGAAAGUAGGAGAAUAUUUUACAUUCGGUGGAAAAGUCUUGGACUCUGUGGAUAUCAUUCUCCUUAUCUAUACACUCUCAGCUGUGCAUCCAUCUGCAUACCCAUCUGUUUUUAGGCUGAUGCACAGGACAUUGGGGGCAGGAGGGAUAGUUAUAUUCAAAGACUACUAUGAAAUGGAUCUGACGCAGCUGCGGUUCAAAGAGAGCCAAGUGUUGGAUAAAAACCUGUACGUAAGAGGAGAUGACACGUACGUAUACUACUUCAGCAGGUGCGAGAUAGAGAAACAGAUCGAAGGCCUCUUUAGGAUAGUAAAGUACAAAGAAGACAGAAAGCUGGUGAUAAACAGGAAGACUCAAAAAGAGAUGUAUAGAUGCUUUAUAGAGAUAAAGCUAGAAAAGCUAUAG